Molecule: messenger RNA, 3088 nt
Organism: Kockovaella imperatae
Lineage: Eukaryota; Fungi; Basidiomycota; Tremellomycetes; Tremellales; Cuniculitremaceae
Exons: 3
Coding region: 297-2996 (899 amino acids)
Biological process (GO): positive regulation of catalytic activity
Cellular component (GO): fungal-type vacuole; cell periphery
Source: RefSeq, a predicted model, not a curated record
AGUCUCUACCAUCCAUCUUCCAUCGACAACGACGUCAAACAGGUGGACUUUUUGGACAGACACAGACUCGAUAGUAAUCUUCGCUCCUCAGUGUAUCCUUCCUGCAUCAUUUGCGGAAUCCCCACGGUCAUCAUUCAAUCGCCGCCGCUCGCCCUUCCCUUCAUUCACCCCAAGCAUCAAUUCCAUUUGCGUGGUAAACGAAACAGCAUCAUGCUCUACUCGCCUUCAUUCACCUCGAGGUGAUAUAUCCAUCUCUCAAGGACGACGACAACGUCAAAGGCACAAGUUGACCUAUCAUGGUCAACUUCUCAGCCGGAUCAUCCCGUGCCUCGGCUGCCAAGAUCACUGUCAACAUGGCAGACAAAGGACACAGCGUCAUGAAAAUGGGCAUGGGCAUCGGUGAAAGCUCGACGACUAACAUGUCUACAUUGACAAAUGGGACCAUGGCGACGGGAUCGACAGCUAGGAAAGUCAGAACUGUGCCUCCAUCCGCCCAAUUCGAGCCUCCUUCUCCACCAUUCGCAGUGGUCUCGUCGCCCCUUGAGACGCCGCCUGAUGGGCCCGCCACUGUAAUGGCAGGCCCCUCUAGCGCAGCUCUAUCUCAGAAACGCCGCCCUCAUAUCGGAAGACGUUAUUCGACCUCGGAAGGGACAUCUUCAGGCACAAGCGAUUGGGAUAGCACGGAUGAAGAUAAUCCUUGGUGGACGUUCACGUCUCGAGGUAUGGCCAAGAUGAAAGCCAGAGCGACGAGGAAGAGAUCAGGUGAUAAGACGGAGCAGACUGUUCAAGAGUCCGGCAAGGAGACCGCGAUCUCUGGAGCCGAUCAAAUGAAAUCUGACAGGAAGUACCGCGUGAGAGAUCUAUACGGUCGAGGAAAGCAAAAGAGCCGAGAGAGCAAUGACAGCAAUGGCCGACCGAUCACAACUCAAAAGCCAAAAAGGAGACAGAGUGGGAUAGAUUCUGAUGGAGUCGCCUCCCCUUCACCUGCAUCCCUUGUCGUCCACCCAUUCCUUUCCCCGAGCGCUCCUCCGACGCCUCGCGAGCUCCAUCCGCAUACUCAUUUUUUCCGGCGAUCUCACUGGCGAGAUUCACCUACGCCUUUGAAUCUGCAAGUCCCCGCUCCGAAGCUCGCUCGAUCAAAUUCCGCUCCAUCUUCACCCACUCGUCUUCACUCGCACGUCAUGUUUGGCAGUCCAGAAGUCGUGUUGGAUCUUGACGGACCUCGAGGAAGUGGCGAUCCAAUCCUUGAGGGUGCCAGACCUGGGAAUCCACUAUCAUUGCCGAGGCGAGCUCCCAUAAUGAGGAGGCAAUCGACAACGCCAUACUUUUCCCGACUUCGACGGGCUCGCGGUGAUCUCACGGAUUUACCAACAGAUACGGAAUCACCUUCUGACCGCGACCGCGAAAGAAUCUUCAUUCGGCAUCGAAAAAUACCCGUAUCCAAGGACAGUAACGAGUCGUCGAAACAAAGAGGCAGUACGAACUCGAGCACAAAGAUCAGACGGAGGCGGGACAUAGACGAGGGUGGAGAGAUCCACACAGAUACUCCGAUGGGAGAGAGGAAUCGGAGAAGGUCCAUUAACAAGCUCAAACUUCAACUUCCGCCACCCAUCUCGGAUCAUUUCAAACACGGUUGGCCGCAAGCUGGAUCAUGGCAAGAUGCUCUGUAUGGGAUGUAUCCUGGUCAGCUUGCGACUCCACCGGAUCAUGCCGAAGCCAGUCCCUCGAAAUCGCACAGAUCGGGUACGAGAGAGCCUCGAGCGAGACCCCACAAUAUGCGUCGAUUGUCAUCUCUCAAUCCCAGCAGACGGCGAGAACCGAGGCAUUCUCCUGGAGAACGGGGGAUUGUUCCGACCGGAGAUGCUGAAGAGGACGUCUCGGAUCAGCUUGCUGCCCAAGAUCCAACGAGUCGGAAGAGCCGACGAAGACAGAAAAAGAAACGUUAUCGAACUGCUCUAGUUCCUCCAACACCAUCAGGUCUAGGAUUCGCCACUACCGAUGUGGAGAAUGGCAACAGCGCGGCGCAAGAACGGCAACAAGGUGGUGGGGUAGACCCUCACGACUUUGACUGGAAUACACCAGCGCCAACCGGAACCUUUGGCCCAUUACGAGCUUCACCAGUUGAACAUGUUCCUGACGAUCCAAUCAACGGUUUACGCAACAAGGAGAUGCCGGGUAACGGGGAUGCUUUGUCGAGGCAGACGACGUUAGCAACUGGCAAGAGUGAAGCGGCUUCUUUCACUCGAUGGGGUUGCUUCAGUACGCGGAUGAAGCGACGUAAGGAGAGAAAGCAGAUGAGAAUCAAAGAAGAUGAUUGGAAGAAGAAGGCAAAGAGAGUCCUUUUCCUCGAUGCUCGUGUGACAAUCUAUAUCCGAUUGAUCAAUCUGGCGGUCGUCCUCGCCGCACUUGCAUUGGCAGUGACUAUUCGACUUCGACUCGAUUCUCUCGGUAUACCCGGAGUCAUGGGCUCUUCUACAACGCUCAUCAUCUCCUAUGCCUCACUCACUUCUGUCCAUGUCCUUACUGCGAUCUACAGAGAGUACUUUGGCAGACCGAUCGGAUUAUGGGGCCUUCGAUCCAAGAUGCUCUGGGUCUGCUUGGAUCUCUUAUUCGUCGGUCUCUGGAGUUCAGCCAUCACAGACUCUGCAAAUGACUUUAUAGCCACGCCAUUGAUGUGCGCUCGAGGCAAAGCGUGGUGGGCUUCAGACCUCGACCCAGAUAUCAUGACUGUGACCGUUUCACGUUCAAGACUACACGCGAGGGACUUUUACGUCGAUCAGGAUACCUAUUCCGGUUUCAGAGCCUUAGAAAUGGUUCUCGCGGAUGAUAUCACCAAUUCUGCCUCGACAAGAGACAUUUGUCAACGACAGGGGGCGUGUAUCGGAUUAUCUUUGGUCGCUCUAGUUCUCUACGGUGGGAACAUGGUGUUGAGUCUGUUCAGAAUCUUUGAGACGGUCAGAAGGACUGCCAAUUUGGAAAGAGCUAUGGGCGCGUGAGACUCAAGAUAUCGAGUUGGAUCUUCUUCUAAAUACACGUUGUAUCAAAUAUCAGUCAUCAUCACUGUGGCAAUAUUGCGACUUCUCCAUGC